AUGGUUAGACGCACCUGUUUAGUGGUCCUGCUGUUUGUUACCACCAUCCUUACCCCCCUCGAUGGAGCGCAGGACAUUUUCUCCAUAUUGAAACCGGUGGGCAGUCCGGUUGGCUCGGUCGGGCGCAAGAAGCUUUUCGUGACGCGCGUCGGCCAGUGCGCGGGCAAGAAAAACCUGCCCGUGUACGUGCCGGAUAUGCGUAUUGCGGCGCACAAUCGCACCAGCUACGUGGUCAGCGGAGAGGUAUACUUUCGCGAGAACAUACCCAGCUAUCGGCUCUCGGUGGCGAUCAAGCAGUGUGACGACAUGCGGGCAACGGUCAACUGUCGCCCGUUUCUGAGCAACAUCGUCAAUACGGACGGGUGCGCACUGCUGCAAGCAUCGGGCACGAUGUACGGCGAGUAUUUGCAAAACUUUCGGCCCCCGUUGAAAUGCCCGUUCUGGAACGGGACGUACGUGAUGGGGCCAACGCUGGUGGACGAUGGUUUGGUGAAAUAUUUGCCCGGUUCGGGCAGCACCUAUUGGGAGGUACGCAUGACGGGUCGCAUACGGGAGCGUUUGAUGUACUGCGUGGUGAUGCAACUGAAUGUGCGGCCGAAGAAGUCUUCCAGCAAUCGUAACUAAUUAUCACAGUACGGGAAUGGCAUUGUUGAAUCUGAAAUGUAUUGAAAAAACAAAACAUGGAAAUAAAGUUUUAAAUUAUUG
Messenger RNA from Anopheles merus, 705 nucleotides. RefSeq lists its product as uncharacterized. The transcript has 2 exons. The record is from RefSeq and is a predicted model, not a curated record. NCBI's taxonomy places the organism in Eukaryota, Metazoa, Arthropoda, Insecta, Diptera, Culicidae. Bases 1 to 624 code for a protein of 207 amino acids.